Messenger RNA from Entamoeba nuttalli P19, 843 nucleotides. RefSeq lists its product as hypothetical. NCBI's taxonomy places the organism in Eukaryota, Evosea, Mastigamoebida, Endamoebidae. Bases 1 to 843 code for a protein of 280 amino acids. The record is from RefSeq and is a predicted model, not a curated record. The transcript has a single exon.
AUGGAUAGAGAUAAACUCCUUCUAAUGCUUUUAACUGAAAUAAAAGAAAUGAGAAGUGAACUAAACGAACUAAGGGAUUAUGUUCAUUCUAAUUUACCAACUGGAAAUGUUCCUCGUUAUAAUUAUUCUCAAUCAUUAAAUCUUUCAUCUAAUCUAAAUCUCCAAACUAUUGGAGAAAAUACUCUUGGACUCCUUCCUGACGUUACUGUUACACCACCAAUGUCUCCAAGAAAAACACUAAUUACAAAGAAAGUAGAACCAGUAAAAGUUCAUCAAUUAUUCGAAAAUAAUAUAGACUUUUUGCAAAGUGUUGAUGGUCCAGCUGAAAUACCAACUCAACCAAGACCUGAAAACAUAACAAAUCAACAACACGAAAGUGUUAUUGAAAGAGUAUCUCAAAAAAUCAACAAAACUAUUAAAAGUUGUGUUUAUGACUCUUCAUUUGACGAGAUUAAACCAAGUAAAUUCUAUGAAAAAACAAAAUUAUUAAAUAAUGUUAUUAUAUGUGUUGAAACAACAAAUGGUACAUUUGGUAGUUUUCAUUCAGUAAUGCCAAAAGAAAUUAUGCAAGAUAUGAUUAAUGGAGAUGAGCAAUUGAUUAUCUUUGAGGAAUGUUUAAGUGACAUUCAAAUUUAUCGACCUAAAUUACCUAAAGAAGCAGUAUGUUCAUUUUUUGGUGAUAGUUCAAAAAAUCUUUUUGGAAUUUUCUAUGGUUAUUGGCUGAAAGUAAACAAGACAUAUAUUAUUGACUCAAUGAUUUAUGAAAAUUACACUAAUACUAUUAAUGCUUUCAAAACUAACUCAGGAGAAUUCAAGAGAGUUUCUGUUUGGGUUUGUGAAUGA